AUGAAAUGUUUUCGUUGGAAUUUUGAUUUGUUUGGUCUUUUCUUUAAUGAGUCUAUUUUUUUUUUUUUUAUUUUCCCAAUUAUAUUUCUUUUAUCCAAUGAUUUCUCUCUAUUCUUUCUCCCGCUCUUUCUUCAUGUUCUCUUUGUUUUUCACCCACUGCCUGCUCACUCUAUCACUUUCUCUUUUCUAAUAACUGUUUUUCUUUCUUUUGCCUCCAAUUCAUUCUUUACAAUGUUCUUUUAUUUUCUCUUCUCUAUUUAUUCGUCUUUAUUUUCUCAUUUUGUUUUCUUUUUCUUCGUCAAUCCAUUUCUGCUUUCAGUCGCUCAUUUUGCUUCUCUUCUGUUUCCCAUUCUAUUACUACUCCUCCUUUCCUCCCCCUCCUUAAAACACGAAGAAUUCGCCGCGAUAAACCUUCUUCAUGUCUCGAUUUAUGACACUUUCGACUUUCUUUCAACGGUGAUAUUUUCAUAUCUAUUUAACCAUCUCUCUCUCUCUCUCUCUCUCUCUCUCUCUCUCUCUCUUUCUCUCUCCCUCAACCAUCGCUCUCUAUCUCUUUCCCUUCACUGGAUAUUUCUCCCCUCUCUCUCACACAUUUCUCUCUAUAUAUCUCUUAUUCUCUCUUUCCUUUUACUCUCAAUCAGAUUAAGACAUUCCUCACUCUCUCUCUCUCUCUCUUUUCGCUUUCAGUUUCUCCCUGCUCCUUUGCUUUUCUUAUGUCUAUCUAUCUCUACUUAUAUCUAUCUAUCUCAACUUAUAUCUAUCUAUCUAUCUCUAGUUGACUAUCUAUCUAGUUAUGCCUAUCUAUCUAUCUAUCUAUCUAUCUAUCUAUCUAUCUAUCUAUCUAUUUCCAAAAUGAAAUUCGAUCUCGCGUUCUGUAACAAAUUCCUGUCAUCAGUUUCCUUUUUUUGUUUUCUUUUUCUUUUCUUUUUUUUCUUUUUUUUCUUCAUUUUUCCCACCGGCCUUUCUUUUACAAACAUUAUCUCCUUUUUAUCAGUCACUUUGUCAUUGUUUUACGUCAUCUUCUCCCCAUUUUCAUAUCCUCUUUAUAUUGUCGUCUUCCUUCCCUAUACUCCUCUAUCUAUAUCCAUUAAUCUCUAUAUCCUCCUCCUCCUCCUCCCUAUUCCUACGUCUUCUUCCCCCUCUUCAUAUCCUCCUCCGCCUCUUCUUCUUAAUUUUCAUAUCCUUUUCUUCUUCUUCUUCAUAUCCUCCUCGACCCUUACACCCUUUUCUUUCAAAUUAUUCUCCUCUUCUUUCCCCACUCUCUCUCUCUCUCUCUCUCUCUCUCUCUCUCUCUCUCUCUCUCUCUCAUUUAGUAAACAUCUUUUCCUUCAAAGCGUUUAUGACUUGUACUAUUAUUCCUCAGAUGUAACUGGAACAACUGAUCCUAGAAAGGCGAUUUUUUUUCAACCGUUUCAUCAUCUAUCACAAUGUUCUCAUUUACGUUUGUCAUUACUUUGA
Molecule: messenger RNA, 1458 nt
Organism: Acanthosepion pharaonis
Lineage: Eukaryota; Metazoa; Mollusca; Cephalopoda; Sepiida; Sepiidae
Source: the annotation of a GenBank genome assembly